AUGUUUCAAACCGACCUCACCUAUGUGCAGCAUCAGAGACCUCAAGCCCACACUGUUAAUGGGCGUGGCUUAUCUGUAAUCAGUCCCCAGAUGUGGCGACACAAGGACAGAGAUGACCCAUUCCCGUCCGACGCUCUCAAAUGCUCAUGGCACAGCUCAAGCAUUGUGAACGACAUCAUAGCCUCGUUCUCGCCGCCACCCUGGAAACGGAUAGUUCAUCUGCACCGUGCAAGUCCAGCACAUACUUCCCAAAACAACUCGUUGCAAAAAGUACAUUCCUCUAACGGACCAUUAGAAAUCGAGGCCGGGAAAUUGAAAAAGAUUCUCGACGCCAUCCAUAGAGAGAAUGUUUAUCUCGAGAAAGAACGCCGCCGACUUCAAGAACAGCUCGAGGAGCUUUUCUUGUCGGUGGCGCACAAAAAUAAACAGAGGGCUGUGAGGAAUUCGCAACUAUCUGCCCUAUUUUCGAUGCUGAUGAUGCCCAAGACACAGUGA
Molecule: messenger RNA, 495 nt
Organism: Guyanagaster necrorhizus
Lineage: Eukaryota; Fungi; Basidiomycota; Agaricomycetes; Agaricales; Physalacriaceae
Exons: 1
Coding region: 1-495 (164 amino acids)
Source: RefSeq, a predicted model, not a curated record